Messenger RNA from Oldenlandia corymbosa var. corymbosa, 2043 nucleotides. NCBI's taxonomy places the organism in Eukaryota, Viridiplantae, Streptophyta, Magnoliopsida, Gentianales, Rubiaceae. The record is from the annotation of a GenBank genome assembly.
CAGAGAGUGCGUGUAAAGAGAAAAGCUGGGAUUGGCAAGCCACCCCACAUGUAGCAAAGGCUACAGACUAUCCCCCAAACAUAUACCAAAAAAUAUAUACAGAAUUGUGUAUAUUUUUAGCCCAGAACCACAAAAAAAACAAACACAUAGAGUCAAACACCAAAAAAAGUUGUACCUAAUUUGUAAAGAUUUAUCAAACAGAAAAAGAUGGCAGGUGGUGGUUUUGUUUCACAGGGAAAUGCAGUCGAUUAUGAGGGCAAAGUUACAGCCUUUGUAAUUAUAGCUUGUUUAGUCGCUGCUACUGGCGGUCUUCUUUUUGGUUAUGACAUUGGUAUCUCAGGUGGGGUUACAUCAAUGAAUGAGUUUUUACUUAAGUUCUUCCCGGAAGUAUAUGCAAAGGAGCAACUCGCGAAAGGGCAGGGAAACCAGUAUUGUACAUUUAACAGUGAAACCUUGACGCUCUUUACGUCGUCCUUGUAUCUAGCAGCCUUGGUUGCUUCCUUCUUUGCUUCUGCAACAACAAAAGCAUUGGGGAGGAAGGUCUCUAUGCUCAUUGGUGGCUUAGUUUUCCUUGCUGGUGCUCUCGUCAAUGGAGCUGCAAUGAAUGUUGCAAUGCUCAUCAUUGGCCGUCUCUUGCUCGGUGUUGGCAUUGGUUAUGCUAAUCAGUCUGUUCCGGUGUACCUCUCAGAAAUGGCGCCCCCAAAGAUUAGAGGUGCAUUGAACAUUGGUUUCCAAAUGGCUAUCACUAUUGGUAUACUCAUUGCCAAUUUGGUGAACUAUGGAACAGCACAAAUGAAGCACAAUGGAUGGAGAGUCUCUCUAGGUUUGGCAGUUGUACCUGCUAUUAUCAUGACUAUCGGAUCAGUCUUCCUACCAGACACACCCAACUCUUUGAUUGAGAGGGGCCAAAAGGAGGAGGCAAAGAAAAUGCUGGUGAAAAUCCGGGGAACCGACAAUGUGGACAGGGAAUAUAAUGAUCUUGUCGAGGCAAGUGAAGCAUCAAAUGUAUCCCCUACGCCAUGGAAGGAUAUGCUCGCGAGAAAGCACAGGCCUCACCUUACCAUUGUCGUCCUCAUUCCAUUUUUCCAGCAACUCACUGGCAUCAAUGUCAUCAUGUUUUAUGCCCCUGUCCUUUUCAAGACUCUUGGCUUUGGUGAUGAUGCUGCCCUUGUAGGUGCUGUUGUCACCGGGUUAGUCAAUGUCUUUGCUACUCUGGUGUCAAUCUUCAGCGUCGACAAGUUCGGAAGAAGAGUUCUGUUCCUUGAAGGUGGAAUCCAGAUGAUUAUCUGCCAGUUUGCUGUUGGAGGUUUGAUUGCAACAGUUUUCGGAACAACUGGGGUGGGAACCUUCACCAAGACUCAAGGAGACAUCGCCCUGUUCUUGAUCUGCUUGUACGUUGCUGCAUUCGCAUGGUCAUGGGGACCCUUGGGAUGGUUGGUGCCCAGUGAGAUCUUCCCUCUGGAAAUCCGAUCAGCUGGUCAAUCCAUCAACGUGUCGGUUAACAUGCUCUUCACCUUCUUCAUCGGACAGCUCUUCCUCAACAUGCUUUGCCACUUAAAGUUUGGCCUCUUCUUUUUCUUUGGUGGAUUCGUGAUCAUCAUGACUGCAUUCAUCUACUUCUUCUUGCCCGAAACCAAGAAUGUGCCCAUUGAAGAAAUGAACAGAGUCUGGAAGGCACAUUGGUUCUGGGGCAAGUACAUCCCAGAAGAUGCUGUUGGCCUUGGGACUCACCACAAAUCCAUUGAAGUAGUUUGAGGCGGAAUUCAUUGGUUACAAGUUAAUUUGAACAAACAUCUAUAUUUAGAUUAUUAAACCAACAAGAAAAAAUGAAAACGAAAAGAAAAACAAGAAAUCAAGAGUGAUGGGAAGAAGGAUUUGUGUGCAUUGUAUAUCCAUACAAGCAUAUGAAUUUUGUCUUCCCCUCCCUCUAUAUCAAGUUUUGUUUUGAUUCUUGGAAAAUCCAGGUUUCUGGGUUUAUAUCAUUUAUAUAUGUCAGAGAAACUAUCAAUCAAUUCAAUAAGAUCUCUUUAAAAGUUUUGCUCA